AUUACAAUAAUGAAUCAUCUAAUAAGCUGCAUGAACUUGAUUUAUAGUUGGUUUUUCCUUGAGUUGGAAAAGUCAUAGCAGUUAGUGUUUUUGUAAGACAAUAACUUUCUUCGGUAUCUGUUCAUCUAUUAAUAAGCUAUCAAGAUUGCUAAUAAAAUGCGACGUUCCCAUUCAGGAGGUUAUGGCUACGAGCCGUUACCAAGUACAUCUGCUCACAAUACUAUGGAAGACGAGAAUGAGAGGAUGACUGAAGAACUGAAGGAUAAAAUUCAUGCUUUAAAGUCAUUAUCUAUUGACAUUGGCACGGAAGUCAUAUACCAAGAUAAAAUGCUAAGAGGCAUGGACGACGAUUUCGAUAGAACAAGUGGUUCCUUAUCUGGUUCAGUAACACGUGUUUUGCGUUUAGCAAAGGCAGGCCACAAUUAUUAUAUUUUAUAUUUAUUUCUUUUUUCUAUAGCAGUAUUUUUUGUGUUGUGGUUAGUUUUGAAGUUUAAAUGAUGGUAUGUAAGGAGUGUACAUCACUUGUACGUGAGCCGAUUGCGCAGAAAUCACUUAUUAUCUCGUUAGAAAAAAAAAAACUACGCAAGCGAUUGGCAGUGGACAAUUGCAACAGUGUACAAGUGAAUCACUCCCGUAAGAUUUAUGGAAGAUUUAUGGCUAAUAUAAGAAAGAGA
This is a messenger RNA of Cyphomyrmex costatus, 674 nucleotides long. Its product is annotated as BET1 homolog. The transcript is spliced from 4 exons. Bases 157 to 498 code for a protein of 113 amino acids. The record is from RefSeq and is a predicted model, not a curated record. NCBI's taxonomy places the organism in Eukaryota, Metazoa, Arthropoda, Insecta, Hymenoptera, Formicidae.